AAGAGAGAGGAAGAAAAAGCCAUGGGAGUAAUAGCUCAACUCAACUAUUUUUGGUUCAAUCUCUUUAUACUCUUUUUUUGUUUCUCCAUCUCCUCCAUUUAUGGAUCUGAAGACGAUUGUGUGUACACAGUUUACGUUCGAACUAGUUCAAAAAUAAAAGCUGGAACUGAUUCAAUCAUCAGCUUGACUCUCUACAAUGCAAACGGGUAUGGUAUUCGAAUCAAUAACUUGGAAGCUUGGGGCGGGCUUAUGGGCCCGGGUUACAACUAUUUCGAGAGAGGAAACUUAGACAUUUUCAGUGGGCGAGGCCCAUGUUUAAAUGGGCCGAUCUGUAAGAUGAACUUGACUUCCGAUGGAACAGGCUCCGGCCAUGGAUGGUACUGUAACUACGUCGAAGUCACCGUCACCGGAGUCCAUAGAGAAUGCGAUCAACAGAAUUUCAAAGUGGAGCAGUGGAUCGCGACUGAUCAUUCGCCUUAUCAGCUCACUUUCAUCAAAGAUCUAUGUAAGAAGACUAAGUCCGGUGAGAAUUUGCCUCUCUCCGGUGAGGAUCUGCCUGUUUCCGGUGAGAAUCUGGUUGUUUUCGAUGUUGCUGUGAUGUGAUCUAUCGAUCAUCUAUUGGGCUUUGAUUGGGCCUGAGCCCAUAUUUUAUUAUUGAAGUGUGAAUUUAAUAAGGGGCAGAAAAGACAAUUGGUAACGGUUCAAUGUUGCUAUGAUGUUUAUUGUUUUCGAGAUGUAGUAGUGCUUUAGUAUUAGUAGUAGAGAAGACAUUAUAUUUUAUUUAAUGAAUAAUAAGGUCCAAUAUAUACUAUCAUGAUUCAU
Molecule: messenger RNA, 822 nt
Organism: Solanum verrucosum
Lineage: Eukaryota; Viridiplantae; Streptophyta; Magnoliopsida; Solanales; Solanaceae
Product: PLAT domain-containing protein 3-like
Exons: 2
Coding region: 22-603 (193 amino acids)
Molecular function (GO): protein binding
Source: RefSeq, a predicted model, not a curated record